Chelonia mydas (Green sea turtle) is the source of this 3922-nucleotide messenger RNA. It is a transcript of the gene GABRG2, whose product is annotated as gamma-aminobutyric acid type A receptor subunit gamma2. Gene Ontology annotation, biological process: monoatomic ion transmembrane transport; gamma-aminobutyric acid signaling pathway; synaptic transmission, GABAergic. Gene Ontology annotation, molecular function: benzodiazepine receptor activity; inhibitory extracellular ligand-gated monoatomic ion channel activity; GABA-gated chloride ion channel activity. NCBI's taxonomy places the organism in Eukaryota, Metazoa, Chordata, Testudines, Cheloniidae. The coding region runs from base 575 to 1990 and encodes 471 amino acids. The transcript is spliced from 10 exons. Gene Ontology annotation, cellular component: GABA-A receptor complex; dendrite membrane; postsynapse. The record is from RefSeq and is a predicted model, not a curated record.
GAAAACCCGGGCUGCCUGCAUAUGUGUAAUCAAAGGUUAAAAAGCACCUCGGCUGACACCACGCAUGUGUUAAUCUGUGCUGCAGCAGCGUGCAUCAUUUCCACUUUGACCUCAGAGUUAAUCUGCAUUCAGGCAGAAGCUCCAUUGCUUUAUUCUUUCCCCCCCUCUUUUGCCCCCCCUCCUUUCCCUUUCUCCUGUGCUGAUGGAUUGUGUUGUCUGUGUACCGGUGUCUGUGUGAGUAUGUGCUUGUGUGUGAGUGUGCUUCUCCUUACCUUGCCUGCUUGUGUUGUGUGUGUUCUCCCUCUCUCCCAUCCUUUUCCUCCCAGUUAUAUUAUUUCUCUAGAUUUGGAAGCUGUCUAAACUGACUUUUUUAUAUUGUAGCUGCAAAAGGCUUGGGCAGGUCUAAUUUCUGCCCCCUUUGAAUAUUAAUUCCUGCAGCUGGGUGCAAUGUAUCAUCCCACUGACGGGACCUCGUAGGGGGGGGUGGGGUGGAAACCACCAACAAAAUAAAAAUAAAGAAGGAAAGGGAAGGAUCCAUCUGCAACCAAGAGGAAAGGGGGGGAGAAAAAGAGAGAUGUGUCCUCCAAAUCCAACAAGCCGGGGGAGCUCGAAUCCUGCAUUUUCGCUCAAAAUGAUGGUGUGGGCACUUGUGCUUCUCUCCCUCAUCCAGUGUUCUAGCCAAAAGGGAGAUGAUGACUAUGAAGAUUAUACAUCCAACAAAACAUGGGUUUUGACUCCCAAAGUCCACGAGAGUGAUGUCACCCUGAUUUUAAAUGGAUUGCUGGAGGGAUAUGACAACAAACUGAGACCUGACAUAGGAGUGAAACCAACGGUAAUUCACACUGACAUGUACGUAAAUAGCAUCGGUCCAGUGAAUGCUAUCAAUAUGGAAUAUACAAUCGAUAUAUUUUUUGCCCAAACCUGGUAUGACAGACGUCUGAAAUUCAACAGCACGAUAAAAGUGCUCCGUUUGAACAGUAACAUGGUUGGGAAGAUCUGGAUACCAGAUACGUUUUUCCGAAACUCCAAGAAGGCUGAUGCUCAUUGGAUAACAACGCCCAAUAGGAUGCUCAGGAUCUGGAAUGAUGGCAGAGUGCUAUAUACACUAAGGUUGACAAUAGAUGCUGAGUGUCAGUUGCAGUUGCACAACUUCCCAAUGGAUGAACAUUCCUGUCCUCUGGAGUUUUCAAGCUAUGGCUACCCCAGGGAAGAAAUUAUUUACCAGUGGAAACGCAGUUCGGUGGAAGUAGGAGACACCAGAUCUUGGAGGCUCUACCAGUUUUCUUUUAUUGGACUGAGAAAUUCUACUGAAGUGGUGAAGACAACCUCAGGGGACUACGUAGUCAUGUCAGUUUACUUUGACCUGAGCAGAAGAAUGGGUUAUUUCACUAUUCAGACCUAUAUCCCCUGCACACUCAUUGUAGUGCUCUCCUGGGUCUCCUUCUGGAUUAACAAGGAUGCAGUUCCAGCCAGAACAUCUCUGGGUAUUACAACUGUUCUGACAAUGACCACCCUCAGUACAAUUGCUCGUAAAUCUCUUCCCAAGGUCUCUUAUGUGACAGCAAUGGAUCUUUUUGUGUCAGUUUGUUUUAUUUUUGUUUUUUCUGCACUGGUGGAGUAUGGGACCCUGCACUACUUUGUCAGCAACAGAAAACCAAGCAAGGAUAAAGACAAAAAGAAGAAAAACCCACUUCUUCGGAUGUUUUCCUUCAAGGCACCUACAAUUGAUAUCCGACCAAGAUCAGCUACUAUUCAAAUGAACAAUGCCACACACCUCCAAGAAAGGGAUGAAGAGUAUGGGUAUGAGUGUCUUGAUGGAAAGGACUGUGCCAGCUUUUUCUGCUGCUUUGAGGAUUGCCGAACAGGGGCGUGGCGGCAUGGAAGAAUACACAUCCGUGUUGCCAAAAUGGACUCCUAUGCCCGCAUCUUCUUUCCAACUGCCUUCUGUUUGUUUAACCUGGUGUACUGGGUAUCCUACCUUUACCUUUAAAAUCAGAAAGGAAAUAGGUGAUAUGAGCCUUACUCACUGAAUUUCUUAGAGAGAUGGUUUCCUUUUGAAGUCCACUUAAAGUAUUUAUGACACGCUUUAUAGUGGUCUGAAUUCUCUAGUGCCAUAACCCAGUAAAUAUCAAUCAUAUCAUAUUGUUCGUCUAAAACUAUCAUAUAAUUAUUGUGAUUUAAACAAUUCCAUUCAAUAUGUUUAAGUGAUUUGAAACAAAAAAUAAAGCAGGUAACAUGCAACUCGACCAGCUGGAAUAGAAACAAAUAGAGCAUUAUUGGGGGAAAGGGAGGGAAACAUGCCAACUUUAAUUAAUAAUUGGAUAUUGUCAUUUCAAUCAUGAGUGACUGAGGCUAGAAUUUCAAAGUAGAGUACUGUACAGUUUGUUAGCAUCUACUAUAAAUAUGCUAUAUCUUUGUCCUCUGUGGGCUUUUCUUUUUGGAAGAGUCAUCUUUCACCUUUCACUUCAAAUAAAUGUUAGUAGGCUAGCAAAGUAACUUUCCCUCUCAAAUAAAAAUAGACAUUUCACUAUGCCUUCCCUUUAAGAACACAUGUACAAUGCUGUAAAUAUUUCAAUACCUUGUAGUACUUAAAGUCUCUAGUGCAUGCAUCUCUUUUGACCAAAAUAAAUGAAGCAAAGGUACCAUAAAUUAUUGUCUUUUAUUUUGUGUCUCUGGCUGUGCUAUUGUAACUGAAAUGUGGAUAAUUUUUUUUCCCCUGGAAAAAUUGCCCCGCUCCCUCAUGCAUGGAAGAUUCAAGCAGACAACAACACUUUCAUGUAAGACAUUAGAGAAGCGUUAAGGAUUGAAACAAAUAACAUGUAGACAGAACAAUCUGUAUGACCAAUAUAAUACUUAGUUUAUAAAGUAACUGUAUGUGUUUGCUGCUGUUUUAGCUCUCAUUUUCCAGUGACAACAUUGUUAUGUCUCAGCUGAAUUUGCAAUUAUUAUACAGUGCAAGAUCAUCUGUGGUCUUUUAAUACAUAUGUUUUAAAUGAAUCUUUUCCCAUAUUGAGCCUGAACUUUGAUUAUUCUUCUCAUGCAGGGUGUUUUGGGGAAAUAGAUUGUAAGCCCCUUGGAGCAGACACCAUCUUUUUGUUGUGUGUUUGAACAGCACCUAGCACACUGGGGUCCUGGCCCAUGAGUAGAGCACCUAAGUGCUACAGUAAUACAAAUACACUAAUAAAUAAAUAAUAAUAAUAAUACACAAUCAAUUUGAAUUAAUCAGAAGGAUUAGAAACAGCUUUGAUUCUUAGCAACCACAACAAAUAUUUAUUCUCUAGGUAAACUUCAGGUUCAUUUUGGUUCAUUAUAUUUGCACUAUGUAGACACCUAUCAUUCCCCACCCAUUCAUGUUUCUGAACAGCAAUAUUAGUCAGCACUGCUUUUUGUUCUGUGUGUACCUUUCCAAAAAUACAGACUCUAACCCCGGCUAGCACACAAUUUACAGGUAACCUUGAAACAAUAAAAGGAAAUGAAGAGUGUCUUUGCUAAUAAAUCAUAUGUGCAUAGCUUAUGUGUAUUAAAAACUAUUUAACCCACCUGGGUGAAUCUUGAAACUCAUUUAGCCAGUGGUUUUCAGAACCUGUAUGAUGCUCAAUUAUGCAAUGUUAAGCACAUGUAAAUAUUACUGACAUUUUUUUUUUAUUGUCAAAGAUGUAAAAUGUCAACUCUAGGAAAAUGGGUUUGGAGUUUGCAAUGAGAGCUGUAUAUGUAUGUUAUUACACAAUUACUAAUAGAUUAUAUGGAGACAUAAAGACAGUUUUCCACUGUUUGUAUAGUUUUGGAAAUAAACAUGUAUAGAAAGAUAUAACUAAUUCUUGAUCAUCAAUUGUUCCUUGUCCAAUGUAUUUGACAACCUUUUAAUAAAGGAACUGCACACACUAGUGGACUUUUUCAAUAAAAUUGCUGCACUCCACUCUCC